AUGCACAAACCUGGAUGUGAUGCAGACCGUCACGUCACUCCUUCAUCCACAGGCCCGGGAACAGAGCUCCCAGGCCCCGCCGAAGACGCACAAGUUUGGCCCACGAACUUCACUCGAGUCCCCGAGACACCGAAGCACUGCAGGCCGGGGUGCAAAGCCUCAAACCUUGCUGUGAUCCAAGGGGGCAGCGGUGCAGCGUGGUCCCCGGGGUGCAGCGGCUGGCAGCUCAGGCUAACCGCUAACGUCGCCGCUUUUCUGUACAAAUCCCCAACAGACAGAGACGGAAACACAAUGUCAGACACGGAGGAAACAAAACCUUCCAGCCAAGACGGAGGAGACAAGAAAGAUGGGGAAUACAUCAAGUUAAAAGUGAUAGGGCAGGACAGCAGUGAAAUCCACUUUAAGGUGAAAAUGACGACGCAUCUAAAGAAGCUGAAGGAGUCGUACAGUCAGAGACAGGGCGUGGCGGCCAGCGCUUUAAGAUUUCUGUUUGAAGGACAAAGAAUCGCAGACAACCAAACUCCAAAAGAGUUGGGGAUGGAGGACGAGGACGUAAUCGAAGUUUAUCAAGAACAGACGGGAGGGUUCCGGAUCGAGUGA
This is a messenger RNA of Knipowitschia caucasica, 600 nucleotides long. The record is from the annotation of a GenBank genome assembly. Lineage: Eukaryota; Metazoa; Chordata; Actinopteri; Gobiiformes; Gobiidae.